AUGGGUCAUGCAAUCGGACCCAGUAAUGACCAGAAGUUUAAUAAUUUUAAGGGAGCUGUAAAAAGUGAACUCAGCCAAGGCACACCAAAAUGGACCAGGAUAACCCAGCACAAUGAUCCGUAUAAUUUGUCUUUCUGUUUGCAAUGCCCGUGUGACUGUGAUUAUUUCAAUUCGCGCACGUCUCACUUUUUGCUUGCAAUUCGUUUGAUCGGAAUCGGUAAUGGACGAGGGGCAUCGCUUUCAGCAUCUGCAUGUCACAUACCUGCGAGAAGUCUGCAUCUUUCCAAACACUCCGAGAAGGUGAAUCUGUGUUGGGACUUCGUCUUUUUUUUGGCUCCUCGGUGCACCUUUGCACAAGGGUGUGGCGGCGUGCGGUGCUCCUUCAGCCGCUGCCCGGCUCCCUCCUGCUGGCGGAGCGCUGACCUUGGCGAGCGCUGUUGGAAGUGCCGGAAGUUGCCGAUGUUUCCCGAUGUUUGGCGGACGGGUGACUCACGGUUCCAAGAUGGAGGAGAGCUGGUAGAGGUGGCGGCGAUCGCUGCUCGCUCCCUCCCUCUCUUCCUCUUUCUCCGCUGCGGGAGUUGGCGGCUGCCGGCCGGGCUCGGGCUCGGCCUCGGGAUCGGGAUCGGCGACGCAACGGGGAGGAUUGUAACCGGGCAGUCCGAGGAGGAAGAGGAAGAGGGAGGCCGCCGCCAUCGCCAUGAGCUGCGCAGAGGGGGCGGAGGACGCGGCCGGAGACGCCGAUAUCGCCGCGUUUUUCCGAUCUGGUUUUCGUAAAAAUGAUGAGAUGAAGGCAAUGGAGGUCCUUCCAAUACUGAAGGAGAAGGUUGCAUUCCUCUCAGGU
Messenger RNA from Pristis pectinata (smalltooth sawfish), 841 nucleotides. RefSeq lists its product as uncharacterized. The transcript is spliced from 3 exons. Bases 1 to 774 code for a protein of 257 amino acids. The record is from RefSeq and is a predicted model, not a curated record. NCBI's taxonomy places the organism in Eukaryota, Metazoa, Chordata, Chondrichthyes, Rhinopristiformes, Pristidae.